Molecule: messenger RNA, 597 nt
Organism: Micromonas commoda
Lineage: Eukaryota; Viridiplantae; Chlorophyta; Mamiellophyceae; Mamiellales; Mamiellaceae
Exons: 1
Coding region: 1-597 (198 amino acids)
Biological process (GO): allantoin catabolic process
Molecular function (GO): ureidoglycolate hydrolase activity; ureidoglycolate lyase activity
Source: RefSeq, a predicted model, not a curated record
AUGGCGUCGCGCCCGUCCCACAGCGUCAGGAGCCCCGCCCGCUCCCCCGGGCACGUCGUCGCCAGCGCGAAGGCCCCCGGAGGAUCGUCCACGACCCGCGUCGCGCUGAAGGCUGAGGAGCUCACCGUCGAGGCUUUCGCGCCCUUCGGGCAGGUAUGCAAAGCCGAGGAGGACGGCGUGGAGUUCGGCCCGGCAGACGCACAGCUGGACCUGUCGCAGGGCACCCCGAGGUUCUACGUCAUGAGGCUCAGGGACAAGGACCUCUCGUUCGAUCGGAUAACGUACCACGAGAAGGUGACCCAAUGCCUCGGGGCGCUCGGAGAUAAAGACUGGUACAUGGCGGUGGGGGAACCGACGAUGGACGUCGCGAAGUACCCCAAGCACGACAGCACCGAUAGAGCGCUCAGGGUGUUCAGGGUUCCGCCCGGGCAUUUUCUGAAGAUGCACGCGGGGUGCUGGCACGCCGGGCCGCUGUUCGAGUCCCACGUCGAGUUCAUGGACUUUUACAACCUCGAGCUCGCCGACACCAACGUCGUGGACCACAACACGCACGUGUUCUCGGAGGUGGACGACAUCGUGUACGAAGUGAUGGACUGA